Molecule: messenger RNA, 761 nt
Organism: Aphanomyces astaci
Lineage: Eukaryota; Oomycota; Saprolegniomycetes; Saprolegniales; Verrucalvaceae
Exons: 1
Coding region: 53-628 (191 amino acids)
Molecular function (GO): Hsp90 protein binding
Source: RefSeq, a predicted model, not a curated record
AGUAUACCUUAUCUGAUUUGUAUUCGACACCUGCGAUAACAUCCGUGAGUCGAUGAAUUGGCUAUGGGGGAGCACAGAAAGCGACGGAAGCGAGCAGUUGCCGAUUGGUCUGUCCAAGCUGAACCGAUCGGGUCGAAACAUUCCCACGGAUGAAGACGCGUCGGUGCAUAAGGACGCAGGGAAUGCGUGCUUUAAUCGCAAGGACUACGAAGGCGCGGUGUAUCAUUACACAAAAGGUCUAGUGGAGAAACCGACGGCCACGCUCUUCAGCAAUCGAUCGGCGGCGUUCUGCGAGCUAGGCCAGUUCCACAAAGCGUUAGCCGACGCCGAGCAAGCAGAAAAGCUGGAUCCCAUGUGGGCCAAAGUGUUUUCGCGCAAAGGCAAGGCCGACUACGGUCUGAAGCAGUACAAGCGAGCGGCUGACGACUUUGCCAGAGGCCUGUCCUUGAGCAUGCAGUUCGCAGCUGAGGAAAGCGUGAAGCGCGACAAGGAGAUCGAAGCGUUGACGCGGCAAUCCAGCAACCACACCGAAGCGUACUUGAAGCUCUUGGACGAGAACGCCCAACUGCGCCGCCAAAUCGACGACUACAGACUCAUGUUUGACGACUGGGCCAAAAAGCAAAUGUAGUCUAACACGAACUCGAUGUUGAUGCCGUUUGUUGGUGCGGACAUUUCGCAAGGGUAGGGGUGUCAAGUUAUUGAGCUAUGGAAUGCUACGGUAUAUCCUAAUGGAUACAAUUGAAGUCAAGUUUGAUGUGUGG